This is a messenger RNA of Penaeus vannamei (Pacific white shrimp), 498 nucleotides long. The record is from RefSeq and is a predicted model, not a curated record. Lineage: Eukaryota; Metazoa; Arthropoda; Malacostraca; Decapoda; Penaeidae.
GCAUCACACUCGCCUCACAGCCUCUCAUCAUGAAGACCGCCGUCCUCCUCGCCCUCGUGUCUGUGGCCAUGGCCGCCAAACUGCCCACCGAGGACCUUCCUGUGGCCAUCGUGAGGAGCAGCCAAGUGAACCCCGACGAGAGCGGCGCCCACAGCUCCGACUUCGAGGCCGAGAACGGCAUCGUGUUCCAGUUCUCUGGCAAAGAGGCUGAAGAGGGCGGCGCCAACAUGGUCGGAUACUUCGCCUACCCCCAGGAGGACGGCUCUCUGGCCGAAGUCAAGUUCGUGGCCGACGAGAACGGCUUCCAGCCCGAGUCCUCCCUCCUGCCCGUGGCCCCCGCCUUCCCCACCCCAUCCCCCAGUUCGUCCUCGACCAGAUCGAGUUCGCCGCCUCGAGGACGAGCGCAAGGCUCUCGAGGCUGAAGACUAGAUGGAGUUCUUUUCCUUUUUUCUUAUUUAUUUGUAUUCAUAUCUCGAAAUAAAUAAAAAUGAUACAUUC